CUGCAGUGCACUGCAGUCUGGCGCAGGCGAGCGCAGGCAGCAUGACUGCCGCCAAGCCCGAAAUCCACUACCAACUGCAGUGUGUGAAAUAUCCAACUUCGCACCUGGCCACGACAAGCCGCGACCGAACCGGGACAACACCCUGCCGGCAAUCGACUCGGUCAUAUCUGGAACAUCUCGUUCCUGAGUCUCGACGGAUCAUUGACUUGAUCUUGUUUCUAGACUCGAAUACAAAGCCGUCGAGAUGCCGCCACCACCGCAUAUUCGACCUGAGAACGUGCUCAGACGAGCACAAGAACUCAUUGCUGUCGACCAACCUCAAGCCGCUCUCAAUGUCCUUCACGAACAUGUCACCUCGAAGCGCUCCAGGAACAGCGCCAUCUCCUCAUUGGAGCCGGUUAUGCUCCUUUUCGUCGAACUAUGUGUCGACCUUCGGAAGGGCAAAGCUGCCAAGGAUGGACUCUAUCAGUACAAAAACAUUGCCCAAAACACAAACGUGGGAACGAUUGAAUUGGUUCUGAAAAGAUUUAUCGAACUCGCCGAACAAAAGGUGCAAGAGGCCCAGGCCAAAGCCGACCAGGUUCAGUCAUCCCUCGAAUCGGCCGCAUCCUCUACAAACCUCAACAUUGAAGAUUUGGAGGCUACCGAGACCCCUGAGACCAUUCUUCUGGCCACGGUUUCCGGCGAACAAUCCAAAGACCGAACCGAUCGCGCGAUCGUCACACCAUGGCUCAAGUUUUUGUGGGAAACUUACCGCACCGUACUGGAGAUCUUGAAGAACAAUGCUCGCCUCGAAGUCAUGUACCAAAGUACUGCUCAUCAGGCCUUCGAUUUCUGCCUGAAGUACACGAGAAAGACUGAAUUCCGUCGUCUGUGCGAACUCCUGCGAAAUCACGUUCAAAAUGCGGCAAAGUACUCAUCCCAGAUGCAUGCCAUCAAUCUCAGUGAGCCUGAUACCUUGCAACGCCAUCUCGAGACACGCUUUCGUCAAUUGAAUGUGGCGGACGAACUCGAACUAUGGCAGGAGGCUUUCCGCAGUGUCGAGGACAUCCACAUGUUACUUACACUUUCAAAGCGGCCUGCAAAGAAUGUCAUGAUGGCCAACUACUAUGAGAAAUUGACCAAGAUCUUCCUGGUCAGCGACAACUUCUUGUUCCAUGCUGCCGCAUACAACAAAUACUACAACCUCCUUCGUCAGUCAGCGAGUGCAGUCGCCGCAGGGCAGACACCCAAACGUGAUAACCCCGUGGUCACAGAGGAGGCCUUGACCAAAGCUGCCUCCUUUGUCCUGCUUUCUGCUCUGGCAAUCCCGGUCAUCAGCACAUCCCGAUCACGCGGAGUCCUUGUCGAUGUUGAUGAGGCCCGAAAGAACAAGAACAAUCGUCUGACCAACCUCCUCAGCAUGCCUUCCGCUCCUACACGGGCUGCUCUAUUCAAGGACAUUCUCAACAAGGGUCUGCUGAAGAGGGCAAGACCGGAAAUUCGAGACCUCUACAACAUCCUUGAAGUCGACUUCCAUCCAUUGUCCAUCUGCAAGAAGAUUUCUCCGAUCCUUGCCCAGAUUGGCGCCGAUCCUGAGAUGGAAAAAUACGUGCUUCCCCUCCAACAAGUCAUCCUCACUCGUCUCUUCCAACAACUUUCUCAGGUGUACGAAACCGUCGAGCUCAGCUUUGUCAACCGCCUUGCUCAGUUCCCUGCGCCUUUCGAGGUCACUCCUGCCAUGAUUGAGAAAUUCAUCAUGAAUGGCUGCAAAAAGGGCGACUUGUCCAUUAGGCUUGACCAUGUCUCUGGCAUUCUUUCAUUUGACUCGGACGUCUUCUCCUCUGCCAAAGCCCUUCAUCCCGGCAGCGGAGCGGGAUCUGCUGAGAGCGAGACCGGCUCUGUUCAACGCCUGCAAAAUACCCCAGCUGAGAUUGCUCGACUACAGCUCACUCGCCUGGCCAAGACUCUGCACAUCACUUGUAUGUACGUGGAUCCUUCUUACAACCAGGCCCGUCUUGCUGCUAGAGAAUCUGCCCUCGCACGAGCCCAGGCGGGUGCACAGCAAGAGCAUGAACAAACCCUCGAGAGGAGAGUCAUCAUCGAGAAGCAGAAGGAAGCCUUCUCCGAGGCUCUUUCCAAGAAGCAGAGAGAAGAGGAGACACGUCGCCGUAUCCGCGCCCAGCAGCAGGCCGAGGCUGAGUCUGCACGCCUGCGUGAAGAGACCCGUGCGCGUGAACUGAAGCGGGUCAAGGAUGAACAGGCUCGUAUUCGACGACAGGAGGUGGAGAAGCAGUUGGAAGAGCUCAAGGGUGGCAUGAAGAUCGACCUCGAAGAUAUCAAUGUCGACGAACUCGAUUCGAACGCCAUUCGAAUGCUGAAGUUGACUCAACUUGAGAAAGACAAGCAUGAGAAGGACAACCGCAUUCGCAUUACCGCCAAGCGAAUUGACCAUCUGGAACGUGCUUUCCGCCGCGAAGAACUCAAGUACCGCGAUGACGAUUAUGCAAAACAACGCGAGGAGGAUUUGAAGAUCUACGAACAAAUGAAGCAGGACAAGCUGAAGGAGGCCGAAAUGAAACACAAGGAAGGGCUCGCUCUGAAGCAUCGUCUCAGCCGACUUGUCAAGCCAUACGACUCAUUCAAGGGACAAAUUACGGAACGCCGUGCUGCCGAGUUUGAGAGGCUUCGCAAGAGAGCUGAGCGGGAGUUUGAGGAGGAGAAGAGAAAACGCAUCAAGGCCUACCACGAGGAGUUGAUCAGACAACGACAGGAGAAGGAAGAGGAAGAGCGCCGCGCGCGUGAGGAAGAGGAGCGGAGACAGCGUGAAGAAGAGGAACGAGCCAAAGCCGAAGAAGAGAAGAAGAGAAUCGCCGCCGAGAGGAGAGCUAAGGCCGAGGCUGACCGUCUGGAGCGUGAGGAAAUUGCUCGCAAGCAAAUGCAGCGCGAGGAAGAAGCGAUCGCUCGAAGGGCGGCCCGUAAAGCCGCGCCCGCGGAGUCGCAGCCCUUCUCCCGUCCGAGAGAGGCUGUUCCCAUGGACUCUCGAACCGAAUCUUCCGAAGGCCGCACCGCUCCUCGUCUCAACCUUCAACCCCCUCGUCGUCCUGGUGGCUAUGUCCCUCCUGCCCUGCGCGAAGGUGCUGGCCACAAAUCACCUGAGCCGCAUGCUGCCGUCCCUGCUGCUGCCCCUGCUGCUCAGGAGCCUGCUCAAGCUCCAUCGCGCCGUCCAGGUGGCUACGUUCCUCCUCAUCUGCGUGAAGGUGCUGCACCUCGUGCAGAGGCACCUCCUCGCGAUCUGCCAACUCGCGACCUUCCGGUGCGCAACUCGUCAGCCUCUCCCGCCAAUGGUGUCAGUGGCGGUCGAUAUGUGCCCACCCACCUUAGGGACUCUGGCCGCAGCCUGUCCCGAGAAGGUGCUGGCUCACCGGCAGCAGGAAACGGCGAUGAAGCACCAAGAAAGCCUGCCACGGGAGGAUCUGGACGCUACGUUCCGCCUAGCAUGCGGAACCGUCAGUAAUAGUGGGUCAUGGAUAUUGAGUACAGCCAUGCACGUUAGCAGGCUGGACAGUGGAUAGCUCAGGUCACCCUUGUCUUUUUCCGACCUAAAAGUGGUAUGUAUGUGUGUAUUCUAGUUUGUGGCGAAUUGAAUUGGUCGCCAUUUUCCAUAACCUGGUGACAAUGGCAUAGGACUCUUACAAGAGGGUCCUGGCUCAGAAUUGCAUGCGGUUUCCAGAAUAUCGACCAACUCUGUCAUCAUCACGUUGAUCAGUGUUAGUAGAAGAAUGGUCUUGCCGAUGGCCUCUCUUUGUCCG
Messenger RNA from Exophiala dermatitidis NIH/UT8656, 3791 nucleotides. RefSeq names its product translation initiation factor eIF-3 subunit 10. The record is from RefSeq and is a predicted model, not a curated record. The transcript is spliced from 3 exons. Gene Ontology annotation, cellular component: multi-eIF complex; eukaryotic translation initiation factor 3 complex, eIF3m; eukaryotic translation initiation factor 3 complex, eIF3e. Gene Ontology annotation, molecular function: translation initiation factor activity; mRNA binding. Lineage: Eukaryota; Fungi; Ascomycota; Eurotiomycetes; Chaetothyriales; Herpotrichiellaceae. Gene Ontology annotation, biological process: translation reinitiation; formation of cytoplasmic translation initiation complex. The coding region runs from base 245 to 3496 and encodes 1083 amino acids.